UAUUUUUGUUCGUUUGUUUGGGAAGGAAGAGGACCAAACACGGCCUUAUCAUGAUCUUCCAUCAGCGGGAACUUGGCAUAUGGAAGCUACUGCUGUUGCUGAGAGCCUUAAAUCCCAGCUUUAGCACUACAGAGCGCACAAAAACGAAGCAGAAUUCCCAGUUUUUGUGCAUAAGUUUAAGAGAUGAGCACAUUGGACGUAACCAGAACAGAACUUGCACUCGUUGUUUUGUAUCUGAAUAAGGCUGAAGCCAGAGACAAGAUAUGCAGAGCUAUACAAUAUGGCUCAAAAUUCUUGAGCAAUGGAGAACCUGGAACAGCACAGAAUGUUGAUAGAUCCACUGCCUUAGCACGUAAAGUCUUUCGUCUUUGCAAGUUUGUCAACGAUCUUCAUGGACUAAUCAGCCCUACUCCCCAAGGAACACCUCUGCCCCUUGUUCUUUUAGGGAAGUGCAAGAAUGCUUUGUUAUCAACUUUUCUAUUCCUCGAUCAAAUUGUUUGGCUCAGUAGGACGGGCAUCUAUAAGAACAAAGAACGUGCAGAGCUGAUUGGCAGGAUAUCACUGUUUUGUUGGAUGGGUUCAUCAAUCUGCUCCACAUUGGUUGAGCUUGGAGAGCUUGGGAGGCUUUCCUCAGCAAGAAAAAAGCUGGAGAAGGAUCUUAAGAACAAGAAUAAAUAUGAAGAUGAGAAAUACUGCGCAAAGGUCAAGCAAUCAAAUGAACGGUCCCUUGCACUGAUUAAAGCCGCCAUGGAUGUUGUUGUUGCGAUUGGACUGCUUCAGUUGGCACCUAAGAAAGUAACUCCUCGCGUUACUGGAGCAUUUGGUUUUGUCACCUCUUUGAUAUCAUGUUAUCAGUUGCUUCCAUCAGCACCAAAGUCCAAGGCCUCCUAAUGAAAGAAACUCUCUAUGAAUGUCAUUGAAAUAAUUAUUUUAACAUGUAAAAAAAAAAAAACAAAGUUAUUUACUGUAAUACCCUUGCUGCAUUGACUGACUUUAUGGUGAAUGAAAUAUUCAUAUAUAUAUAUAUAUAUAAA
This is a messenger RNA of Cucumis sativus (cucumber), 1034 nucleotides long. RefSeq names its product peroxisomal membrane protein 11D. The transcript is spliced from 8 exons. Gene Ontology annotation, biological process: regulation of peroxisome size; peroxisome fission. The record is from RefSeq and is a predicted model, not a curated record. NCBI's taxonomy places the organism in Eukaryota, Viridiplantae, Streptophyta, Magnoliopsida, Cucurbitales, Cucurbitaceae. Gene Ontology annotation, cellular component: peroxisomal membrane. The coding region runs from base 184 to 891 and encodes 235 amino acids.